AUGAAGAGAGGGACGAAGUGUGUCGUGCAGACCAUUAAUCUGUCCAAUCCGAAAACGUGUAUAAAGCCGAAGGUUCAGGGACUCGUUAGCGCGAAUGUAGAUUCCGCCUGCGAUCCUAAUCGCGCGAGCGAUUACUGGACCCCUAGACCGGUGGCGGUUAAAGUUUGCUCCUGGAAAGAUGCGCAGAGGAGGUGUCCGCCAAAGGUGAGGGGGGACUGCCGAAGUUCUCAAAGUUAUACGUCGCCUUUAUUCAUGCAGUACUGCGAAUUUCCCCCGGAGCCUCCGCCACUUUCGACCAACGCGAAACUUUGCAGAGUCGCGACGUUUUUUGCGAAAGGCGCCAUUGUCGCCGCUCUCAUCUGCUGGACCUGCACGGAGGGUCUCUGGGGCGACGGCGCCGAGACGGAGGAUCUGUAUUACAGGAUGACCAGCGUGAUUUUUCCCGAUCGGCCGGCAGCGAGUCUCGAGGAAAUAAAGUGCACCGUGUUCGAGGCGUACAAUCGCGCGGUGGUGGAGGGUAUGGAUAUCAUCGUCGGCGCGUCGACCGAGGUGCAUCGCAGGCUGCGGGAUCUCUUGUUCCCCUGCGACGCGGCGGAGGAAAGGACGCAGGAGAGACGGUCCGGCGAGAAUCCCGCGGAAAUGUAA
Molecule: messenger RNA, 645 nt
Organism: Vollenhovia emeryi
Lineage: Eukaryota; Metazoa; Arthropoda; Insecta; Hymenoptera; Formicidae
Exons: 3
Coding region: 1-645 (214 amino acids)
Source: RefSeq, a predicted model, not a curated record